ACUUGCAUGGUCUCUGUUUAGAUAACAACCCUUGGACCCCUCCUGCUGCAGAGACUUGCUUGCAGAAAUUUAAGGAAGAACAGCUGUAUUUCGAAACUUUGAACACCUCUUACAAUCAAAAGCGGCGAUGCUGGAUGUGUUCCCCACUGAGGAUUUUGUUGUGCCCGGGGGUGUUUGUGUGUGAUUGUGAUGGUUUGAGGAGUGUUCACAGAAAGGGAAUGUGAGGAAGUGUGGGAUGGGGUAGGAGAGUGCAGUGUGAGGACUUGCGGUUUACCUAACCCCAGCAUUAGUGGCAUGACCGCUGUAACCACCUCCAGAUGUUUGGGAGCACAAUCUGACUGAUUAUUUACAGUGAACAUCGCCCUCUUCACACUGCAAUGUGUACUCUUUGCUCCUUUGGCAGUGUCAAAGUUAAUGCUUAAUCCAAGUACAGACCCUUAAUUGCUAAGGCCAAGCCCUGUUUAUUGGAGGGAGGUUACAUGCCUGUGAACAGAUCAGACAGCACAGACCAGAGGCAGACUCACUCAGGGAAUCAUCUCUACCAGGCAAGCAGCAGGACGGACCAAAAGAAGCAGCUACAAUGCCACUGAAGUUUGGAACGUCGAAGGCUAUCGCCAUCGCCUUUGGUGUUCUGACCGUCUCUUCCAUCGGCGGCAUGUUCACCAUGAUUAUUCUGUUCAAGGCUCAGACCCAAAACAUUACCAUGACGCCACCUCCAACCCUGCCACCCACCACCAUGGCCCCACCGCCAGACAUGCGGCUGCCGAAGAGCUUGGUACCUCAGAAGUACGAAAUUGUACUCGCAGUUCACCUCUACACUAAAAUCAUAGAGGAGGGGAACGGCUCCAAUCCCAACAUCACCACUCCGAACCAGACCAUGAUCUUCACGGGAAACUCGACUGUCCACUUUCAAUGUGCCCAAAAGACGAUGAGCAUCUUUCUCAACAGCAGAUACCUGAACGUGUCCUCGCCGGUGGUGUUGAACGAAAAUACAAAAAGGAAUAUUAAAGUGUCUGGAAUGAAACACCACGAUGAUGAAAGUGACUUCCUCGAGCUCGAAUUGAUGGAUCCCUUGGAGACAGGAGGGAACUACUCUUUGUUUUUGUCUUUCCACGGCGAAGUCUCGGAUAAUCUGGAAGCACUGUAUCUAAGCAGAUAUACUGAUGGUAUCUUUGACUAUGAAAGUGUAGAUGAUCCAAAUGCGGACAGAUUCAUUGCUGCCACCAAUCUGCAGCCAACAGAUGCCAGGAAAGUGUUUCCUUGUUUCGAUGAGCCAGACAUGAAGGCUGUGUUUACAUUGACCAUCAUCCACAGGCGAGAAACCAGAGCUCUGGGAAAUGCAGCCCCUUAUGAAAGCAACAUUAUAGAUGACGAAUGGCAAUACACUAUCUUUAGAGCAACACCAAAGAUGUCCACCUACUUAUUCGCCUUCGCAGUGGUUGACGACAGCUUCAAAUCCAUCACCUCUCCAAGCUCUGAUACUGAUCGCGUGAAGAUAAAUACGUAUGCUCGUCCUGAAGCCAUCGAUGAAGGACACGCUGAUUAUGCCGGCGACAUUGCCAGAAAGCUCCUUCGAUUCUACGAAAGCCAAUUUGAAAUGAAAUAUUCAAUGGAAAAAAUAGACCAGCUUGCACUGCCAGACUUAUACCCUGCUGCGAUGGAAAACUGGGGACUGAUCACAUACCAGGAAGGAUUCCUGCUCUAUCAGGAAGGAGUCUCCUCCCUGUUGCACAAGGAAGAUAUUGCCACUGUCAUUGCACAUGAACUGGCACACCAGUGGUUUGGAAAUGAGGUGACAAUGAAAUGGUGGAACGACCUUUGGCUGAAUGAGGGCAUUGCUACCUACCUAUCUUACAUUGCUGUGGACAGUGUGGAGCCUACGUUCAAUAUAAAAGAAAUAUCUAUCAUGAAUGACCUCCACGAUGCGUUUAGAGAGGAUGCUUUGGCCUCAUCCCAUCCACUCAGUCCUGCAUCAAAAGAGAUCAAUACGACAGAUCACAUCCUUGGAAUGUUUGAUUCGAUCAGCUACAGCAAGGGGGCAAUUGUGCUGAGAAUGCUGGCAAACCAUGUGGGAGAAGUUGUUUUCAACAAAGGGCUCCAAAUGUAUCUCAAGGCCUUUCAAUAUGGAAACGUAGAAAAGGAUGACCUCUUGAAGUAUAUACAAAUGGCUGCGAAUCAGAACCGCGGUAACAAAGCUGUCCGCAACACUGAUGACAUCGCUGGAUUCAUGAACCCUUGGACCACCCAAAGUGGCUAUCCUGUCAUUACCAUCAACACUACCAAUGGACAAGUCUACCAGAAGCAGUUUCUCUUCAAUAACUCUGCCAAUUCCUCCAAUUCAUGGACAGUGGAGAUUGAGUUCAUCUCAAAUGCGUCGUCUAAAUUCGAGAAAGUGUAUUUGUAUAACAACAAGCCAGUAAACAAAGAAGCUUUCAUAGCUAAGAAUGGUGAAUGGAUCCUGGCAAAUAUCAACUGCAUCGGAUACUACAGAGUCAAUUACAAUCCAGAGAACUGGGAACGCCUUCUAGCUCAGCUGCAGAAGAAUCGGCAUAGUAUCCCGCUGUUGAACAGAGGGCAACUUAUUGAUGACGCAUUUAACUUGGCAAGGGCUAAACUUGUCAACGUGACUCUGGCUCUGAAUUCAACCCUUUUCCUCACAAAAGAGACAGAGUUUCUUCCCUGGGAGUCAGCGGUCAGGAAUCUCGAGUACUUCAUCCUCAUGUUUGACCGCUCUGAGGUGUAUGGACCCAUGCAGACAUACCUGCGGGAACAGGUUAGAGAGCUGUAUAACGUCUUCAAAAACGACACGGACGAUGACCGCGUCCCACAGAACGAUCACUCCUUACAGUACACCCAGCUCUUAGCCAUAAAGCUGGCAUGUUCCAAUGGACUACCAGAAUGCGUAGAGAUGGCUAAGCAGAAGUAUGCCGCCUGGAUGGAGAGCAACAAUACCAACAGCAUCCACCCAAACCUGCGGUCUGAAAUCUACUGCCAAGCUGUGGCUGCUGGUGAGAAGGAAGAGUGGGAAUUUGCCUGGGACAUGUAUCAGACCUCCAGCAACACCUCGGAGAAAGAGCAGCUCCGUCGUGCUCUGUCCUGCACCAAGAAGAUCUGGUUGCUCAGCAGAUACCUUGAUUACACUUUGGACCCUGAGAAGAUACGUCUGAUGGACGUCGCUUCUACAAUUUACUACAUAGCCCAGAACUCAGCGGGGCAGGCGCUGGCCUGGAACUUUAUCAGAGCAAACUGGGACUACGUCAGCCAAGGGGACGGGGCGAUGCUGAUUGCAGGAGUGACCAGCAGAUUCUCGACAGAGUUUGAACUGGAAGAGCUCAUGCGUUUUCAAAAUUACGACCUGGGUGGUGCCUCCAGGGCUGUGUCUCUGGCCAUCGAGCAAACCCAAGUGAACAUCCAGUGGGUCAAAGAGAACAAAGACGAUGUUCUGCGGUGGUUCGAACAAAAAACUUCUUCUGUAAGACAAAAGGAGUACUAACAGGUUCAGAGCCUCUGAUCUGAUUGCCAGCUUAUUCUCUCGAAGCUGCACAUUUUUAGUCAAUAUGACUUUACAAGAAAAAGAAUGUAAUUCAAUUCCAAGCUGAAAUAUGACUUGUGCAGCACAUAGUAUAUUAUAAUAAGUACUAAGAGAAAUGUUCAGUAUUCAUGUAUAUACUUCUGUGCAUUAUUUAUACCAUACACUCAAUGAAAAUAGAGAAAUAAAAACCCAAUCUGUUCAACAUUUGUGAAUUUUGCACAUAAUGCUAAUGAAGGAUGUAUUAACUGUAUGGCUGCAUGUUAAAAAACUGCAUUUAUCCUAGAAAAUCCAUUGUUGCUUUGCAUAAUUGCUUUUUAGGGGUUUGUUUAGUUUAGUUUAUUUUAAGUGAAAACAAACGUCUCUUUGUUCCAUUUGCUUCUGUUGCCACUUUGUCGUUUGCAAAAUCUAUUAAAUGUGCUAUAAUCAAGAAGCCAAACUGAUCUUGCGUUGCUGAAAUUGUUAUAUUUAAUAAUAAAAUACACACGAGCCUUUUAAUUGUGUUACUUUGGUUAAUGGGUAUUGCAACAAUGUCCCAACUGGAAUGCUUUUGGGGUGUGACUGCUUACAGUUAGGAAAAACGAAAAGUUUGUUCCUAAUAUGUUUAAAAGUUGAUGUCCCUUACCCAAAGAGACUAUAUGUGUGAAAUUUAAAUUAUACAAUUUUAGGAAAGAAAAAAAAAAAAGCAAUACAAAACUUGAAAAUUGUCAAAAUUUGUCUGUUUCUUAGUCUGUAUCUGCAAUACAGGCACACUCUCUGAAGUGCAUCAAGUUUGGUCUCAGUUCUUUCCUGAAAAUAUUGAAAGCAUUAAAAUAAAAAUUGUUUCCCCAAAUUUUGUUGCAUUGCUCCUAUGUUCUAAAAUGCAUUAAUGAUGUGAAUGUGAUUGUGAUUUGAGGCUUUAUAACUGACUUUCCCUGAAGAAGAACCCCAGCUGGGUUUGUGACAUUAAGCUCUAAUUAGGACACUGUAUGUUCCUCUGCACACAGUAAAACUUUAAUUAGCUGAAAUCCCAGUUUUAGAUCCCCACGUUAAAAUUUGACACAAAAACAAAGCGCAAUCGUCAUUUAACACACAUUCAUUGGUUUUAUUCAAAGCACAAAGUCAUAUUGUCCUUUAGCUCAACCACGAAGGAGUAUUAGAGCCACAUUAAGAAAAAAAGAAAUUAGCGUUCAGUUUGAGAUUAAAGUCAGAACUUGUAGAUGAAACUCAAAAUACUAGUUUGAGAAAGUCGAAAUGUGAAGAUUACAAUUGUUGUUUAAAGCCAAACUGCCGCCACGACUCCUGCAACCUCUGCAAAAUGCCUCGUGUAGAAGAUUUAGUGAAACAACUCGAUCAGCUGUCUCAUCGUGAUAUGACAUCCAUCUUUAUUGCAUAGCCAUCGGUAUCCUUGCAUGCGUCCACUGCCAGCCAUUGGUUCCGGUUUGUUUUUUUAACUUCUGAUCAGCUGCAGAUUUCUGCACCAUCUCUUCAGUGUUUUCUAAUUAUCACCGCUCCGUGUUUAUGAGCUAAAAGACAAAUAACUUAACGCAAGACAUUUUUAAUUUCCACAUUUCUUUCCUUUAUUCUCAAAAUAUUAUUAA
Messenger RNA from Pundamilia nyererei, 5109 nucleotides. RefSeq names its product alanyl (membrane) aminopeptidase-like b (gene anpeplb). The coding region runs from base 581 to 3493 and encodes 970 amino acids. Gene Ontology annotation, cellular component: cytoplasm; plasma membrane. The transcript is spliced from 20 exons. The record is from RefSeq and is a predicted model, not a curated record. Gene Ontology annotation, molecular function: metalloaminopeptidase activity; peptide binding; zinc ion binding. NCBI's taxonomy places the organism in Eukaryota, Metazoa, Chordata, Actinopteri, Cichliformes, Cichlidae. Gene Ontology annotation, biological process: proteolysis; peptide catabolic process.